This is a messenger RNA of Microthlaspi erraticum, 780 nucleotides long. The record is from the annotation of a GenBank genome assembly. Lineage: Eukaryota; Viridiplantae; Streptophyta; Magnoliopsida; Brassicales; Brassicaceae.
AUGGAUUUGUAUGAGGUCGAGUAUAACGAGGAUUUCAAGAAAACUAUCCAUGAUGGUACCAGUAGCGGUGGCUUCAUCAAGAAUCUUGGAGACACACAGAGGAUGGUGCUUGAUUACGAGAACCGAAAGAAGGUCGAGUUUAUACCUCCUGAUGAGCAAUCUGUGGUUUCUGAAAGGUCGAUCGAAUUGGGGUUUGACUCCACAGAUUUUACUGAAGAGAGUGAAUGGUCGACGUAUCUAUGCAGUAGUCUUGAUGAUGAGUCAGAUGAUGCGAGGCCACGAGUUCCUGCAAGAACAAGAAAAGAUUUGGCCAAGAGAAGACGAAGCAAUGAGCUUUCUCACUCACCUGGAACAAAGCAAAUAAACGAUAUCAGCAAGAAAAUGCGUACUUUGCAGGAUCUACUACCUAAUACUCACAAGGAAGACAACGAAUUGUUGUUGGAUGAAGCAAUCGAUUAUAUGACGACCCUUCAACAUCAAGUUCAGAUGAUGACGAUGGGUAACAGAUUUGUGACGCCAUCAGUGAUGUUGCCGCAUUACCUUCAGAUGGGUCUAGCAACAGGUAUGCCUAUGGGGGUACCACAGUUUCUGCCUGCGCCUGUUCUUGGAGCUGAUAUGCUAAGGUUUCUUAACCAUCCUGGACUCAUGCCAAUGCAAAGCUCUGCACUUUUCACUCCAAUGGAACACUGUUUCCCCCAAUCCGUCCCGCCAUCUUGUGUUGCUUUCCCUAACCAAAUACCAAACCCAUUUCACCCGUCUUCUCACUCUCCAAGCAAGUAG